CUUGUGUUUCCAAACGUGAUCAGCACACCCUCAAUCACUUAAAGAUCAGUCUUAUAAACGAUAUCAAUGGGUAACAGCUUUGGCUUCUUGAAGGUUGAGGCGGAAGGCGGAUUCCAAUUCACUGUGGUAGAAGCUUGCAAGGCUGAAGCCAUCGAUUUGGGCCAGACUUGCAAUCUGACGUUCGGGACUGAUCAGCAACUCAUUUCCAUUGGCAAUGUCACCAGAGGGGCGAUGAAGCCGAUGCCAGGCAUAGCGGGAAUAGGCAUAUGGUUCGCAAUGCUUUUGUUUUUCGGUGUUGUUGUUUGUGCCCUGCUAUUUGUAGUUGUCGAGAUCCUAACAAGAUCCACUGCUCCUAACUCUGGUAUUGUUGCUUAUUUCAAAGAGUCGCCAGUCAACGACCCCGAUGAGCUGAACCCGAAGAAAAGAAAGAAAGGUAUCUUCCGAGCAGCUGGACGAACCUUUAUCCUCGGAGUGUCGGACACGCAGACUAUCUUCGUUGGAGCCUUUCUUCUUGGUUUUGCUGGUCAAAGCAAAUGCCAACUUACGAGCUACCACUUCACUGUGGCUGUGAACCAAAUGAUGAUUGCCUUGUCCGUGAUGACCUUCUCGGUCGCGCUGAUACGAACGUAUUGGCGCAAUCCGCUCGCGGCAGCAUUUCGACUGAUCUUAUCGCUCGGAGCUUUCGUCGGGGUCGGCCUCACGAUAUUCAGGAAAGCAAACUACGCGCCUGACUGGCCGCCACCCAAUACUCGAAAUGACAGCGCGAUUCUGCUCCCCGUAGCUUGCUUGCUCGAGUCUGAUCUACGAUCACACGCGCAAGAACAAGCAAGGCAAAGCAGAGCUGAUAUUGGUUUCGGAGAAUUGGAUACAUGGCCGAUUGAGAGAUGGUUCUUUAUAACGUUGGCUAUCGCCUUCCUUGUUGCGCACGCCUCUAUUCCCAUCCGGUUCGCGGAGAGAAGAAACCACGUGCCCGAGAAAUGGAAGAGAUUUCGUGCGUUUGUCACUGUUACGUAUUGGGCAUAUAUGCUACUUCCUCCGACAGUCACAUCUGUGGUGUGCUGGGCGCGUGUGUACCAAACGCGAGAAUGGGUCAAGCGUUCGGGCUGGAUUGGAUCUCCCAACACCGAGUACAUCAUCUGGGAUUCGGGUCAGUUGAUUGCUAUGGGUGUGCUGAUAUCAGUCAUCAUGAACGUGCUCUCUGAGAUGUUAACCAGGGAAGACAAAAUUGCCAAAAGAAAGAAGAUGGAUGAGUACCGACAGGUAGGAAGUGUCUAUCAUGACAGCGACUACGAGCUGAGGUCAAGGCUUUAAAUGUGUACCUUCAACGAAACCACGAAACAGCUGUGUUUUAGUAUCGAGUCUGGGCUAUGUAAAUAUCUGAGCAAUAUGACUGUAGUUAUUGG
Molecule: messenger RNA, 1403 nt
Organism: Dothidotthia symphoricarpi CBS 119687
Lineage: Eukaryota; Fungi; Ascomycota; Dothideomycetes; Pleosporales; Dothidotthiaceae
Exons: 3
Coding region: 67-1311 (414 amino acids)
Source: RefSeq, a predicted model, not a curated record